Messenger RNA from Passer montanus (Eurasian tree sparrow), 6634 nucleotides. It is a transcript of the gene PARP14, whose product is annotated as poly(ADP-ribose) polymerase family member 14. Gene Ontology annotation, biological process: negative regulation of gene expression. Gene Ontology annotation, cellular component: cytoplasm; nucleus. NCBI's taxonomy places the organism in Eukaryota, Metazoa, Chordata, Aves, Passeriformes, Passeridae. The transcript has 17 exons. The record is from RefSeq and is a predicted model, not a curated record. Bases 122 to 5557 code for a protein of 1811 amino acids. Gene Ontology annotation, molecular function: transcription corepressor activity; NAD+ poly-ADP-ribosyltransferase activity.
CUGGGCUACCGCGAGAGGCGGCAGAGGAGACACGAAAGGCUCGCGUUUGCCGGGAAAAGCCGCGCCCUGGUGCGCGGGGAAUCGAAAGCGAAAGCGGCGGGAGCGGAGCGCUCGGGCGGCCAUGGAGGGGCAGCGGCCGUGCUCCUUCGCGCUGCUGGUGCGAGGGGACUGGGGCCCCGCCGAGCCGCCGGCCGCGCUCAGGAAGAAGCUGCUCUGCUACUUCCAGAGCCAGAAGCGCUCGGGCGGCGGCGAGUGCGAGCUGCGGAGCGGGACCGGGAGCGGGGCCGGGCACAUCCUCGUCUGCUUCGCCCGCCCCGAGGUCAAGCAACGAGUUCUUGAGAGAGAGUCUCAUCAAUUGCAUUUGGAGGGAGGAGGAAAAUUGAGGUUGAUUGUCACAGAGCCUGAAACAGCGCAAGCUACUAAAGAGGAAACAUUUGAAGAAAAAUCAGUUCCCACAAAGGCUUUGGAUGACAUGAGCAGCCUUCAAACAAAAGCUUAUCUUUCUGCUGCAGAUGAUACAAAAGCCUUGAAGAAAGCUGAAAGUUUUGCUCCAAACAGUGAACUCCAGGAGGAGGUUGACUCUGCGGAGGCCUCACCUUCGGUGGUACUUGAGAACAUAGAGAGAUGCAAUCCAAAGUGCUUACAGCUGCUGUUGGAGAACAUCAGUGGCCUGUCUGCAGAUGCUGACUUUACUGUUGAACUGAUACCUGAAAUAAAUGUUGCUGUAGUAACCUUCAUAAAAAAUAUUGAUACUAAGGAAUUUGUUGAAAAAUGUUCACAGCACAAGAGAGUCAGAGAAUUCAAAAUGACUGCCCGGCUUCUUGAAUCAACACAGAGCAUCAAGGCUGAAAACCUACCAGAGAGCAUUUCCACAGACUACCUCACCGUGUACUUUGAGAGCGCGCGGAACGGAGGGGGGCCCGUGUCAGAUGUCCAGCUCUCCUCCGAGGAGAACUCAGCCCUCAUUACAUUCUGUGACCACAAAGAUCUAACCAUGGUCUUGGAAAAGAAACAUUUACUGGAACAGACAGUGAUUUCUGUGCAUCCAUAUUACCACUCCCUGGGAACAGCUCUCUAUGGAAAAGAACGACCAGCUUUCAAGAUGCCAGACCCUGUUGGGGUGCCACUAGACCCGUAUGUAUGGCAGUUUUUACAAAGGCAUGCCAAUCUGAUCCAGGACAUAAACCAGGAAAUGGCAGUUUGCCAUUCUGAGCUCAAAUGGCCCCAAGAAGACUGUGCAAACCCCGAAGUUACGUUGUGCCCAUCAUCAUCUCUCUGCAAGCAGAAAAAGGCAAUGACUAAGUUGCUCAAGACAUGGCAUCAAGAUGCUUCCACUGAGUUCUCACGUAUCAUGGCACGUUACAUAGCUAUAAAAUGUAAAGUCAAUUCAUCAGGUUGGGAAGAUGUGAAAAAAAGGUUGUCGAAAGAUGUUGCUCUGAUCAUAACCGAUAUUUCUGAGGAGAUGGUGGUGCUUGCAGGCAGCAGAGCAGCAGUGGACAGUGCAGAGAAAGAAGUGAGGGAAUGCAUGAAGCAAAGUGAAAGGGAAAAACAGAACAUAGAAAUUUCUGUGUCGGUGAUCCCAGGGAAGUAUGCUGUGCUGCACAAUGCUGGGUUAGAAGAGAAUAUUCAGAAGGAAUAUCCAUGCCUAAAGCUCUUUUAUGAUGACAAAAAAAAGACUGUUCAGUUGUGUGGGUUACCGGCAGAAGUAUAUAAAAUCAAAGCUGAGUUACUGGAAAAGGUAUUGAGUAUGCCACGUACAUCAGUUACUAUUGACCCCCAUGUUUUCCACUAUCUACAGAGUGUAGAUAAUAAAAAAACAUCAGAUAUGUUAUUCAUUAGGGAAAAAAUUAAUGCUUUUUAUGAACUUCAGGAUGAUACUGUGUUGCUCUAUGGAGAUGCUCACAAAGAUCUUCUAGAAGCAGAAAAGCAAAUAAAAACAGGUUUAGAAUACAAGUGCAUCAAUGUGGAGGAUGGUGAAGUCAUUAAAAAUGAUCAGUGGAAUCUUCUUCUUCUCAACUUGCUCAAGACCCAUAAUUCUUCCCAGGAAAUUGUCAUCACUUGGCAGUCUGUUGGAAAAGAAAAUAAAAUGAUUAUUGCUGGCUUUUCUAAGGCUGUAACAGAGGUUUAUCGGAGACUUAAUGCUUUCGUAGAUAGAAACACAAUCAUUGAAAAAGUAAUCCCAGCUAAAUCAGAGGUAAUAGUGCAGUUUGUAGAGAAUGAGAAGUCUGGUGUUUGUGAAGAAUUGAAGAGGAAAGGUGUGACAGUACGUUUUGACACCAAGACACCAUGUAUUUCUCUGAGGGGACCAAGAGCAGAAGUGCCAGAAGCAUUCAUCAACUUUGAAAAAGCUGUCUUAUCCCUUUACUCAAAAAAUGUGCCAAUUGAUAAACCAGGGGCAAAGGAGUUCUUCACUGAGAGGAAAGAUUUAUGUAUUUUAGAAGCAAAACAGAAAUUUAGGUGUUUCAUUAGGAUUAAGGAAGAAGAAGAACAACAGAAGGGUGGAAAAGCUGGUGAUAAAGUGAAAAGAAAAGUCUACUAUGAAAAAAGCCUGCCAGGUGGAAUUGUGGUAGGAGUGUAUAGAGGUGACUUGUCUGACUACCCUGUUGAUGUUGUGGUGAAUGCAUCUAAUGAAAAACUAAAACACUCUGGUGGCCUGGCAGAGGCACUGUCAAGAGCAGCUGGGCCAGCGCUGCAGGAGGAGUGUGAUGAGCUGGUGAAGAAGCUGGGGAAUUUGCAGCCUGGCUGUGCAGUGAUCACACGCGCCGGGAAACUGCCCUGCAAGAACGUCAUUCACGCUGUCGGGCCCAGGUGGAACGAGAGGGAAUCACAAAAGUGCGUGUGGUUGUUGAGAAAGACAGUGAAAAAAUGUCUACAACUAGCUGAUAUAUACAAUCAUUGUUCCAUAGCUCUGCCUGCUAUAAGUGCAGGGAUUUAUGGCUUUCCACCACAGAUUUGUGCAGAUUCAAUUGUGUCCUCCAUCAGCGAGACCUUGGAAGAACUCAGGGAGGACAGAAACUUGAAGGAGAUCCAUCUUGUGAGUAAUUUAGAAGAAAUCGUUCAGGUUCUGAGUGAGACAGUAAAAAAAGUAUUUUCAGCUAAAUCAUUUCCCCCCAAACGGCUGGUGCAGAAAAAAAGCCAUACGGAGAGUAGAAAAGGGGAUUUGAAUAUGGUUACAACAAAUGAAGGACUUUGCAUCCGAGUGGAGAAGAAGAACAUUCAGGAAGCUGUGACAGAUGUUGUUGUCAACAGCGUUGGCACAGAUCUGCUCUUUGGCGAGGGGCCUCUUUGCAAAGCUGUGCUGGAAAGAGCUGGGCCAGCUCUCAAAGAUGAGUUUGACACCAAGAAACAAAGUCAGGUUGCUGGUCCUGGGAGUGUGGUCUGCACCAGUGGAUGUGCUAUGGCCUGCAAGUCCAUCUUUCAUGCCAUAGUACCCAAGUGGGAUGGACGACAGACAGAUAAGGACCUAGAAGAUGCAAUCAAAUUCUGCUUGAAGAAAACUGAAGAACUGGGACUGAAAUCAAUCACUUUCCCAGCUAUUGGGACUGGAGGAUUUGGAUUUCCUAAAAUCGUUGUUGCUAAGUUAAUGUUUGAUGUGGUAUUCAAGUUCAGUAGUAGUCACACUCUGAAGAAUCUCCAGGAAGUUCAUUUUCUCUUGAAUCCACAAGAUAUUGAUAACAUUCAGGCUUUUACCACUGAACUACAACUUAGGGCAGGUGAAAGUUGCAAUGCUGCAGCAGCAGAGCCAAGUUUCGUUAGGCCUGUUUCUGCUGAGCUAUUGGGAGUUCAUGAAAUGAAGAUUGGUUCCAUCACACUGCAAGUAAUUAGUGGAGAUAUUACCAAGGAAGAUACAGAGGUUAUUGUCAACAUAGCAAAUCAAUCAUUUGAUGCCAAAACAGGGGUCUUCAAAGCAAUUAUGGAUGCUGCUGGUUCCCAGGUAGUAAAUGAAUGUGCUCAAUAUGCUGGGCAGUCUCAAAAUGGCUUUAUUACUACUCAGGGUGGGAACCUGCUGUGCAGUAAAAUCAUCCAUUUGAUUACUGAUAACCAGGUGAAGAGCCAGGUCUCCAAAGUGCUUCAUGAGUGUGAACAAAAGAUGUACAAAUCUGUUGCCUUCCCAGCUAUUGGAACAGGUCAAGCAGGACUGAGCUCAGCCAAGGUAGCUGAUGAAAUGUUGGAUGCUAUUGUGGAAUUUGCAAGACAAAAAUCAGUACAGCAUUUACAGGCAAUUAAGAUCGUGAUCUUCCAGACACAUAUGCUCACAGACUUUUAUGAAAGCAUGAAGAAAAGAGAAGAACCAGAUUCCUCCACAACAGAAUCAUGGUUAUCCAUGUUUAAAUCAUUUUUUUGGGGCAGAAAACAAUCUACUGAGAAGAAGAAGAAGCCUGUGAUUUUGGAGAAGAAAGUUAGUAUAGUCACAUUUCAAAUUUGUGGAGAAAGCCAAGAAAUGGUGGAUGCAACUGAGUCCUGGAUAAAGGAUUUAAUUUUAAAGGAGCAGUUUGAAAACAUUAUUACAGAUGAGGCAAUUGAAAAUUUUGAUGAGACGCAAUUUGCCAUUUUGGAAGAUCUCCAGAGAGGAAAGCAAGUCAACAUUGAGAUUUUAAAUAAGCUUUCUCCCCCUCAAAUUAAAAUUUCUGGUAUUAGCAGGGAUGUCUGUUCCGUUUCUCUAGAAGUUCAAGAUAUGGUCCAAAAAAUUAAGUCUACUGAAGAAGAGCAAUUCAAGGCAGAACUUCUUUAUAACCUGGUAGAAUGGAGGUAUCUAGGAAGGAAUGAUAGCUUUGUUGCUUUUGAUAAAGUGACAAAUAUGCAGCUGGAGCAUGCCAAAAUGGCUAAAAAGCCAUAUGUGAAUAUCAGAAUUAAAAAGAAGAACUACAAGGUGGAUCUGAAUACUCUAAGGGCUACUGGUGACCAAGGAAAAACUAAAAUCCUUCAACGUGUGACAAAGGAUGAAGAUAUGCAGUCAAUAGAGCUCCCUAAGGAGUGGACAGACAUGCAGAAUGAACGGGUCAAAGUGGUGGAGCUCAAGCCAUCACAUGCUGAAUAUAUAACAGUUGAGAAGAUGUUUAAGGCAACAUGUGCUAAUUUUAACAUAGAGAAGAUUGAAAGAAUACAAAAUCGCAUCCUCUGGCAGACGUACCAAUUAAAAAAAAAAGCUAUCUGUAAUAAGAACAAAAAUCAAAAUAAUGAGAAGCUGCUAUUUCAUGGGACAGCUGCAUCCUCAGUGAGGUUGAUUAACUCCUAUGGAUUUAAUCGUGGAUAUGCUGGAAAGAAUGCUGCAGCCAUUGGAGAUGGAACCUACUUUGCUGUCAGUGCAAGUUACUCUGCUCAGGAUACUUAUUCCAUUCCAGAUGUGAAUGGCAAAAAACACAUGUACUUGGCUCGGGUCCUAACUGGGCAGUACUGUGCUGGGAGAGCAGGACUAAAGGAUCCACCACCAAGGAGCCAAGCAGACACUACUGACCUGUUUGACAGUGUGGUUGAUAAUGAGCUUAAUCCAAAUAUGUUUGUCAUAUUUAGUGACAUUCAGGCAUAUCCACAAUACCUUAUUACUUUCAAGAAGUAGAAUGAUCUUAAUAGUCUGCAAAAUUUUAGUGCCUUUUAUAUUUUAAGAAUUUACAGAGCAAUUUUUAAAAUUCUUUUUACAUCUGGGUUUCUUCUUUAUUGAUCCAUCCAUGUGUUGAAAUAUGUCUUGAAAUUAUCAACAGAAGGACUAACAUAAGCAAAUAUUUUAGAGCAUGCUAUUUCAGUACUCGCAUCUCAAGUUCACUUAUGCAGAGAUGUAGGCAAGAGCUGUGAGAACAAAUUUAACUUCUUCCUUCACAAAGCAGAGGGGAGUGGUAGGAGAGGAAGCUGCUCUGCCUUGCCUGUGGCCAGCAGUAAGAGGUGUGGGGUAGGUCAGAGCACCUCUGCAUUCCUCCAUCCAGUAGUCACCAUAAAGCACCUUCUUGUGAGGAUUUAUUUAAAAUGUUCUGUGCUGAGGGCAUCUGAAAGGUCUUUUGCAAUCAAAGCAGUGCUGUGAUUCUAAUUACCUCAUCCAUCAGCAGAGUCAUCCUUACGUAUCCACUCAGCCUUGUUGGUGCUAAAAAUCUGGAAGAAAAAGAAUGCCAAUAUGAACAUGCACUUUGCAUUUAUUGUUUCAGCUCCCUUAUCUACCUGUCUGUUACCCUGGCAUACUUUAGUUAUUACUUGGAUAUAAAUUACUGUAUUCCUACCCAUUUCUUAGAGGAAUUUUCUGUAGUCCCCUCCUGUUACUUCCAGCUUCCACAGGGUAAUUGCUUUUGCAACUUUCAAGAUUGUUAAAGAGGGACUUUAAAUUCUUUUCUUUUCAAUAGUGAAGCAUUAACCCUUCUGUAGCAUCAGAAUUUGCAGAGUCAACUGCAGAGGCAUAAGUCAGUUUACAUGCUUAAACAACUUGAAAAUUUUUAAAAUUCUCUAAAAACUGUAAAUAAUAGCAUGUUUGCAAGUAGUACUUUUAAUCACUUUAAACUGCCAAUCAAGAGCCAUAUACACAAGUUUAAUAAAAGUAGUGUCAAACAGCUACAUUGUAUUGCUGAGCUGCAAGAGGAAGACACUUCACUUAAAAGUGUUGCUUUAUAUUUGAAUUUGUUACAGUGAUGCAAUAAAGACUUCAAAGACAAAA